Messenger RNA from Betta splendens (Siamese fighting fish), 1812 nucleotides. RefSeq names its product macrophage mannose receptor 1-like. Lineage: Eukaryota; Metazoa; Chordata; Actinopteri; Anabantiformes; Osphronemidae. The record is from RefSeq and is a predicted model, not a curated record. Bases 117 to 1199 code for a protein of 360 amino acids. The transcript is spliced from 6 exons.
CAUGUCAUAUAUUUUAUGGAGGCUUUGCUGUAGCUCCAACACUCCAACAUGUGUUCUUAUACUUGCUCUGAAGCAACAGGUACUGUAAGAGCUUUUACUUUUAUUUUUAUUUGUUUAUGGUUACUAUAAUAAUCACUGUAAUGCAACAUUUUUCAGAUUUGUCAUUUUGUCCACAUAGCAACAACGUGUGCGGACUGAUUGUAACUGCAGGAAGAGAAAAGAUGCAGUGGACUCUGUUUCUAGUAGUUCUGAUGGGUCAGUGCUUGUUUUCUACAUGUCUCCUGUAUCAGUACCACUUCAUUAAAGAGCAAAAGACCUGGGAUGAAGCUCAGAAGUACUGUAGAGAGACAUAUACAGACCUGGCCACAGUAUCUGACAUGACAGACAUGAAGCGACUCUGUAGCUCGACAGGGAAUCAGGAUGAAGCCUGGAUUGGCCUGCAUAGCUACCCAGGCAAAAACAACAGGAUGUGGUACUGGUCUGUGCCAGGACUGAAGUUUGUUGACAGUCAGACACGAUGGGGGAGUGGAGAACCCAAUGAUUUCAUGGGGAUUCUUGAGAACUGUGUUGUGUUGUACCCUCAGUUGUGGAAUGAUUCUCCUUGUUCUACAAAAUAUACAUCUGUCUGCUACAAUGAAACCAAACCAUCCGGCAACACAUUUCAUUAUGUUGAAACACCAAUGACCUGGCCUCAGGCUCAGAGUUACUGCAGACAGCAUUACACAGACCUGGUCAGUGGGCUGGAUCAGGUGGAUAAUCCAAGUGUGAAGUCUAGAAGCUAUAGCUGGAUCGGUCUGUUCAGAGACAGCUGGAGAUGGUCAGAUGGGAGCUACUCCUCAUUCAGAAACUGGCAAAGUGAUGGAGAUCUGGUUGAUGGACAAAGUAACAAGACAUGUGCUACUGUGUCAAACACAGCAGGGACAUGGAGCUCUGACUACUGUAAUAAACAAAAACCCUUCUACUGCUAUGGAGCUCCAAGGACAGAUGUGAGAGUGACGCUGACUGCUGCUCCCUCUGUGACCAAGACAGACCCUGCUGUGCCUGAGACCAUGUUGAGAGAGAUGGAAGCAGUGUUUAGAGAUAAAGGUAUAUCUGUGAGGCUGAGCUGGAGAAAGCUCUCUGACAAACUACACACUAUCAGAGAGGAACCUGAACAGAGCACCUGUUCUUUCAUCCAGAUUUGUCAGUAUUCAAACUGAAACGUCUGAUUUUUGUUCCUUUGCUCAUGCUGCCCAUAAGAGAUGGAUCUAGAUGCUACAUACAGUAUACCUUUAAACUGAAAAUGUUUAGAACCAGAGUGAUCCUUCCUGUCACAAUUCUGCUUGUCUAAUGUUUAAUUUGUCGUAUUUGUUCAAUACCAUUAUUAUACAAUCAGUUUGAACUUCCUCUGCUUUUGAGUCUUAAUUUACACAUUUUGGUUUAGGUGUGGUGAUGGUAAUAAAAACAUCUUGCAAAAAAUGCAAGAUGCUUAAUAUUAUAUUGCUAUGGCUUUUGGCUAUAUUGUAGGGGGCUGCUGUUAAGAAUUAUUGGUAAAGAGCCUCAGAUGUGAAUAGUUAUGUGUACUGUAUGUGUGAGGUUAGAUAUCAUGGUUUCUGUGUGUAGGUGUUUAGAGUUGUGUUCUGUGUCAUUUUGAGUUAGUGUUAUUGGUGGCUCUGAGUGUUAUUGGUAUUAGAGUUAUUGGUAUUGUAUGUGUGACACCUUAAGCUUGUGUGUCAGGUGGGUACCAACACUCGUGUCACGCUGUGUUCCAGUUGUUCCAAAAAUAAAUAAAACAUCUUUCUAUGGUUUGCCCUAGAGAGACACAAAAGACAA